ACUUUUGAUUGGUGACCGACCACGAUAUAAAUAGUUUGUGGUCGACAAGCGGACAACCUUUCGCAAGCCACAGUGUCCACUAAAAGAAUUGUGUAUUUGUACGUCGAUAAAUACAAACUGUGAUUUUAUUAGCAGAGUUUUAUUUUAUAUGUGUUGCUGAAAUGUGAGCUGCUGAAAACGUGUCUACUUUCUAGAUAUUUUACCUCAAAAUUAAAAAUGGGUGCGCCGUAUAUAACUGCAAUAGCUGCGAUAGCUGGAAUAUCGGCUAUUUGUUCAAUAUUAAGCAUUUGCGGUACUGGUUGGGUUAUAGGAACCCAAUUAGUCAAUCUGAAUGGAAAACUAGAGAGCAUGGGGCUGCCUAAUCCUAAACAGUAUAAUGAAUGUACCAGGAUAUACAAGGACAACGAUUGUACGUCUUACGUAGAACUGGUGGCAGAUAUAGAAGUUCGAAGGAGUAAAAUUCGACUGAUUCUAAUUACAAGUUGCGCGAUUGCAAUUUUGGCCGUUUUUUUCCAGCUAAGCGUUUCUCUUCUCGUUUUCUUUUCUGACCUCAAGUCCAUCCGGAGAAGAGCAAGACUUUGGAUGAUUUUUCAUUUUGUGAUCGCAUGGGUUUUAUUGCUCUGCAUAUUGUCAGUCUAUCUAACUCGAACUGGAUAUGAUAUGGGAAUUGAAUCAUCCUCCGAGUUGGUGCAGAAUUUGGAAAAUGUCGUAUCAAUAAUGGAGCCCACUAAAAACUUUAGCUCUUUGUCAACUUUCCUCAAAAUUAGCUUGCCCCUAUUCUACACUGCAGUGAGUUCUAAUCUAAUCUGCGUUUCAAUAUUAUUUUUUAUGGGGAUCUUUGUUUUGCAAAAAUAUAACGAGUACGAGUCACAUUAACGAUUACAUAUGUAGCUAUCUGACCAUUUAACCACUAAUAAUUAUGGUAUAAAUCAACCACAACUUCCUCAAUGUUAUCUAUAGCAUAGAAUUAUUGUAACUUAUGCAGCGAUAUGUAUGCAUGCAUGUAUCAAUCCAUGUUGUGAGAGCGUGCAGAAAGGAAAGUUGAAUAAAGUGGCUGUAUGCUCAGGGAGAGAGAGAAUCUAAA
Molecule: messenger RNA, 1084 nt
Organism: Folsomia candida
Lineage: Eukaryota; Metazoa; Arthropoda; Collembola; Entomobryomorpha; Isotomidae
Exons: 3
Coding region: 217-876 (219 amino acids)
Source: RefSeq, a predicted model, not a curated record